AUGAGCUCCUAUUUUAAAGCUGCAAAGUUCGUCGAUAGCGACGAAGAAGAGGAGGAACGCUCUGAAGAGGAAGUAUCUGAAGAAGAGGAAGUGCAAACAAAGAAGAAGGGAGGAUUCUUUGGUAAAUCAAAAUUGGUAGAAUCUGAAGAAGAAGAUGAAGACGAGGAAGAGGACGAAGAAGAGGAAGCCGAACAAAAGGAAAAGGAAAAUGAAGCACAAACUGCGCAAGCAGAACAAGAGGAUAAGAGGAAAAAGUGGUUUUUAGAUGGUUCGGAUGAAGAAGAAGAAAGUGAUUAUUCUGAUGAUGAAUGGCUGUCAUCAGAUGAAGGUAGCGUUGCCUCGUCUGUAAGAGCAGAAGUCAAAUCACACAGACUGAAAUAUUUGGACGAAUUGCGUGAAGUUACCGAAAAGAUUCAAGAUAGUAUUAUGGACAACAACUGGAAAGCAGUCUCCGACGAUUUUUCAGAAGUCGGUAAGGUGAUUGAAAAGUUGCAAAAACUCGAUGAAUACAAGGGAAAGAAGAAGGUUCCAAAUCUUUAUAUUCGUUUCUUGGUGUAUUUGGACGACAAGUUGGAAGAGGCAAAAUCCAAGAAGGAUGACAUCAAAACAGCUGAUUCCAAACUCAUCACAACAUUCCAUAGAGAAGUCAAAAAGACCAUCAAGAAUUAUGAAGAUUUGAUGACUGCCUGCAAAGCAGAACCUGAAGCUUUCCAAGAUACUGAAGAUGAAGCUGAGGAAGUUCCAGUUGACAAAAAGCCACAGAAAAAACCAACAGUUCCUCUCACAGAUGUUCAAAAGUUGAUGGCCGAUUUGACAUCGGGCACCAUCGAAGAAAAAAUUGCGGAAAUCGGACGAGGAAAGGGAUACAAGGGUACCAAUCCUAAGGAAUCCCUUCUUCAGUUGAAGAUUUUGUUGGCUCACACUCCUGAAGUCAAGACUCGAAUUCAAUUGCUACUUUUAAUUGUUCUUACCCACUUUGAUUUGCCAAAAGGCAACAGCAAUUAUCUUUCAUUUGAUGCUUGGAAGAAUGCUUGUCUUGGGUUGAUCCGAUUGAUCAAGCUCAUCGAGGAUCAUCCAGAAUUGCAAGUUGUUGAAUCGAUUGACACAUUGUUGGGAGAAUCCGCUCCUUCCAAUAAUGCUACCUCAUCUGAGGCCAACCAAGUACACAUCAAGGGUAAUAUUGCGUCAAUUUUGGAAAGAUUAUAUGAUGAAUUUAUUACUAGCUUGCAAUACACUGAUCCACACACACAGGAUUAUGUGAAGAGAUUGCGAGAUGAAUAUCUUCUUAUUGAAGCCGCUGAAAGAGUUUACUCAUUCUACUUGAAGAGAAAUAACAAGAGAAAUCUCGCCCGUGCUGCAUUUAAAUUAUUCGAACAUUUAUACUAUAGAAAGCAGGAUGAUCAUGAGAAGCUUCUCGCUGCUCAGAGAGCAAAUGCUUUGAAGGCUCUAGAGGAAGCUCAUGCUAACUGGGUCGAAGAGGAGAAACAAAUGUUGUCAGAGUCGGUCACACCAACCGUUGAUCCAUUCAAAGUUGAUUCGCCGGAUGUCAUUGAAGCAAAUCUUCCUAAAGUUCUCUCUAAUUUGGCAAUUAUAAUUUACGAACAUGGUACUGAUCAUGCCAAGAUACGAACACUGUUGAUGCAAAUUUAUCACAGAGCUGUCUAUGGUAAAUUCUUUGAAGCUAGAAAUCUUCUUGUCACUAGCAAACUGCAAGAUAAUAUUCACCACUAUGAAAUCCCAACUCAAAUACUUUUCAACAGAGCGAUUGCUCAAAUAGGUAUUUGUGCUUUCAAGAAUGGUUUAAUUCAAGAGUCACAUGCUGCAUUACUUGAACUCUAUGGUUCGCAGAAACAAAAAGAAUUACUCGCCCAAGGUUUGACAAGCAGCAGAUAUCAACAACCUGCAACUCUCCAAAAGAAGGAACAACUUGAAAAGAUUGAAAGAAGUAGAUUAAUUCCUUAUCAUCAACAUAUUAGUAUUGAUUUGAUUGAAGGUGUCCAUUUGAUGUGCGCCUUACUUUUGGAAGUCCCAAACAUGGCCAUGCAAUCCUUCUCCAACGUUAAACCAAAAGUUAUCAAUAAGGCAUUCAGACGUGUAUUAGAAACUUUCAGUCGUCAACAUUACGUCGGGCCUCCAGAAAAUACAAAGGAGCACAUCUAUGCUGCCUACAAUGCUCUUUCUUCAGGAGAAUGGGAAGAAGCUUUCAAUAUUUUACUUUGUCUUGAGGAUAUUUGGAGCUUGAUUCCUGACAAUGAAUCAGUCAAGGAAAUGUUGAAGAAGAAGGUGAAGGUUGCUGCUUUGAAGGCCUAUAUUUUCAAGUAUAGUAGACAUUACGAAACUAUUUCUGUACAAUCAUUGUCAACCAUGUUCGAUCUUCCAAAGCCCACCGUUUACUCGAUUGUGAACAAGAUGAUUAUUGCUGAAGAGUUUUAUGCUGGAUUGGACCAAACCAAUGAUACCAUUGUUAUUUAUCACUCCGAACCAACUCCACUCCAAUAUCUUGCCCUCCAAUUAACAGACAAAAUUUCCGCCCUUGUUGAAUAUAAUGACAAGCUCUACGAUGCCAAGCAAAGCAAUACAGCCUAUGUCGUCAUGACUGACCACAAACAACAGAAGAGAUCAAAGCAAAAGACCACCAACAAGCAAGGUCAAGGCAACCAGAAAGGUCCAAGAAACACCUCUGGCGGCAACAAAGGUCCAAAUCAAAAGAGAGAAAAGAAUACAAAACACCACAAGGACAAGCAACAACAGCAAGCAAGCUCAACUCCAGUUACUGCUUCCGUUCAAUAA
Naegleria fowleri is the source of this 2790-nucleotide messenger RNA. RefSeq lists its product as uncharacterized. The record is from RefSeq and is a predicted model, not a curated record. The transcript has a single exon. The coding region runs from base 1 to 2790 and encodes 929 amino acids. Gene Ontology annotation, biological process: translational initiation. NCBI's taxonomy places the organism in Eukaryota, Heterolobosea, Eutetramitea, Acrasida, Naegleriidae. Gene Ontology annotation, cellular component: eukaryotic translation initiation factor 3 complex. Gene Ontology annotation, molecular function: translation initiation factor activity; RNA binding; translation initiation factor binding.